AACAUGUAGUAGUAAUGAAUAGUUUUUAUUUGAAGUACACCUUUUUUACCUCCCUUUCAUAAUUUAAGAUAAGUCUUUUAUGUCUGUAAAGUUUCAGCUUAAAACACCCAUCAGAUUAUUUGUUAUACAUUUAGAACGUUGAGAUUUUUUGCUUUAAACACUUCGACUUAGUGAUUAAACACGUUUUUUAAAUUUUCUUAAAAUGUAUAGAGUAGAGGAUUUGAUUAACUCCAAAUACGUGUGUCUGUGUAUGUCAGAAAGUGGAGGGAGAAAUGCCAAUAAGUCAUGACUGCAACAGUAAGUGGCAAAAAAAGACUUUUAUUUUGGCGUGGUGUGUGACGUCAUAAGCAUGCGCUGUCCCCGCGCCGUGAUUUAACUGGAGAAAGGAUAAAGUGUCCAAACUCAGAGAAAAACUCCUGCUGAAGCGACUGAUCUCCACACUGUUAUAAAGAUGACAUUUAUUAAAGUAGAAAGUGAAGACCUGAAGAUUGAAGAAACAUUCACAGUCAAACAGGAAGAUCUGCAGGAACAAACAGACCUGAUGGUGUUGAAAGAAGAGGCUCAUGAACAGAAUGAAAUGGAAGAGAAACUCCAAGAAAUAAUGACUGAUGAAAAACCUACACUGAAUAAAAAGACUUCAUCUCGUGGAAGACCUCGGAAAUCCAAAUCUGCGUGUAAUUUCAGCAGUAAACAGAGUAGAAAGAGUUUUAGUCAAAAGUCAAACCUUGAUGUUCACACUAGGGAGAAACCUUACACCUGCGAACAGUGUGGAAAGAGUUUUGGUCACAUACAAGGCUUUGAAAACCACAUGAGAAUUCACACUGGAGAGAAGCCUUUCAGCUGUAAACAGUGUGGAAAGAGUUUCAGUCAAAAGGCAAACCUUGAUGUUCACAUGAGAGUUCAUACUAAGGAGAGGCCUUACACCUGCGAACAGUGUGGAAAGAGUUUUACUUAUAAACAAGGCUUUACAACCCACAUGAGAAUUCACACUGGAGAGAGGCCGUACACAUGCCAACAGUGUAAAAAAAGCUUCUAUCAUCCAGGAAACUUUGCAGUGCACAUGAGAAUUCACACUGGAGAGAGGCCGUAUACAUGCCAACAGUGUGGAAAAAGCUUCUAUCAAUCAGGAAACUUUGCGGCGCACAUGAGAAUUCACACUGGGGAGAGGCCGUACUCUUGCAUCCAGUGUGGAAAGAGUUUUAAGCAAAAUGGCACCCUUGAAGUCCACAUGAGAACACACACUGGAGACAGAAGUUUUAUUUGCACACACUGUGGGAAACAUUUUUCUCAAAAACAUGACCUUAACAUCCACGUGAGGAUUCACACUGGAGAAAAACCUCACACAUGCACACAGUGUGGGAAAAGGUUUAUUCAAAAAACAAGUCUUGGCAACCACAUGAGGAUUCAUACUGGAGAGAAACCUUACAGAUGCACAGAGUGUGGGAAAACUUUCCCACAUAAAAGCACACUCAAACACCACAUGAGAACUCACACUGGAGAGAAGCCGUUUGCAUGUGCUCAGUGUGGAAAGCGCUUCACAACCAAAGCUAGCCUCAAGAACCUCAUGGAUAAUCACACUGGAACCAUAGUGUUGACAUGUGAUCAGUGUGAAAAGAGUCUCACACGCAAAGAAUCCAUCAGGAAACACAUCAGGAAGAUUAACUCAGGAGAGGACCCUUUUAGAUGCAGUGAGUGUGGAAAAGGCUUUAAACGUAAAAGAAGCCUCAGCACUCACCUAAAGCUUCACAUUAGAGAGCAGAGUCCCCAAAAUUGAGGCCUUGUCCACACAAACACUGGUACAUUCAAAACAGCAGCUUUUUCAUGUAGUUUGGCUGUUCAUUCAAG
This is a messenger RNA of Danio rerio (zebrafish), 1845 nucleotides long. The record is from RefSeq and is a predicted model, not a curated record. Lineage: Eukaryota; Metazoa; Chordata; Actinopteri; Cypriniformes; Danionidae.